Molecule: messenger RNA, 1312 nt
Organism: Rattus rattus (black rat)
Lineage: Eukaryota; Metazoa; Chordata; Mammalia; Rodentia; Muridae
Product: protein arginine N-methyltransferase 9
Exons: 4
Source: RefSeq, a predicted model, not a curated record
CUUUCCUUUCUUACAAAUGAAGACUACUGGGUACAGCCUGGAGACCAAGUGACAAUGGAGGCAUCUUGUCACGAUUGUUACCUAAGAAUCCAGGGGAUCAGUAUCUUGCAUUUGGAACAUGAAAUGGAAGUUAUAAAAAGUUUUACCAAGAGUAAAGACUUGCUCUCUCUGGGAAAUGAGGCUGAGCUCUGUAGUGCCCUGGCUAACCUUCAGACCAGUAGACCAGAAGCUCCGGAGCAGACCUGUGUGUUAGAGCCCACAGAGAUCGCUUUGCUUAAUAACAUUCCAUAUCAUGAAGGCUUCAGGACAGCAAUGAGGAAGGUGUUGUCUUCACUGGCCCCAGAGACGCCGUGCCAGCCCAUGGAUGCUCACUGUCAGGACAUGGAGACGAACUUGGGGAGUGCACCAAGCACCUCUGACCCUUUCUAUGUGUUGGAUGUGUCUGAAGGCUUCUCUCUUUUGCCUAUACUUGCUGGAACCCUUGGUCAGGUUCAGCCCUACAGUUCUGUGGAGAAAGACCAGCACUGUAUUGCUUUGGACCUCAUAUCUGAAGCCAAUCACUUCCCUAAGGAAACACUUGAGUUUUGGCUGCGACACAUAGAAGAUGAAGCUGCUGUGUUGCAAAGGCCCAAAUCAGACAAGUUAUGGAGUAUAAUUAUACUAGAUGUCAUUGAGCCGUCUGGGCUCAUCCAGCAGGAGAUCAUGGAGAAGGCCGCAAUAUCCAGGUGUUUACUGCAGUCUGGAGGCAAGAUUUUCCCACAGUACGUGCUGAUGUUUGGAAUGCUGGUGGAGUCACAGACGCUGGUAGAAGAGAGUGCUGUUCAAGGAACAGAACACACCCUUGGGUUAAACAUAGCACCGUUUAUUAACCAGUUUCAGGUGCCUAUCCGGGUCUGUUUGGAUUUAUCUUCCUUGCCAUGCAUUCCUUUAAGCCAGCCAGUGGAACUGUUGAGAUUAGAUCUGAUGACUCCAUAUUUGAACACUUCCAAUAGAGAAGUGAAGGUCCGUGUGUGCAGGUCUGGCCGAUUGACCGCGGUUCCAUUUUGGUUUCAUUUGUGCCUGGAUGACGAGGUCAGGUUGGACACCUCAGGUGAAGCGUCCCAUUGGAAGCAGGCUGCAGUGGUCCUGGAUAAUCCCAUCCAAGUACAAGCAGGAGAGGAACUUGUACUUAGUGUUGAGCAUCACAAAAGCAACAUCAGCAUCACAGUGAAGCAGUGAGACCACGGUCACACAGUGAAUGUAAGAGAAUCCUUGGAACCGUCAACCAUGUUGUACGGUGGCAUUAAUAAAACCCAUGGUCAAACUUUUAAAA